This is a messenger RNA of Orussus abietinus, 1731 nucleotides long. RefSeq names its product myrosinase 1. The transcript has 7 exons. The record is from RefSeq and is a predicted model, not a curated record. Gene Ontology annotation, molecular function: beta-glucosidase activity. Gene Ontology annotation, biological process: carbohydrate metabolic process. NCBI's taxonomy places the organism in Eukaryota, Metazoa, Arthropoda, Insecta, Hymenoptera, Orussidae. The coding region runs from base 103 to 1584 and encodes 493 amino acids.
AAUCUUAUCAUUCGUAUCAAUACACUUAGGUUCUUGUAUUCAUCAACCUGUAAGUUGUUGGGCGAUAUAGCUAACCUGCAGUUUCCAUUCAAGCUCCGAAACAUGCGAACCUACAGCGGGCCAUUGGUCGCCAUUUUGGUAAUUUGCUUACCAAGAUACUGUAUUUGCAAUAAUGAGAAUAAAACUGACUAUUUGCAAUUUCCGGAAGGUUUCAUAUUAGGCGCAGCUUCAUCGGCUUAUCAAAUCGAAGGAGCUUGGAAAGUAAGCGACAAAGGUGAAAGCCAGUGGGAUUAUUAUGCACAUAAAGGCAAUACCAUUUACGAUAACAGUACUGGUGACAUAGCCUGUGAUUCGUACUACAAGAUCAAGGAGGAUGUGGCUUUAUUGAAAAAAUUAGGCUUCGACACGUACCGCUUCUCCUUGAGCUGGGCGCGGAUAUUGCCCGGAGGUUUUGCAAAUAAGGUGAGCAAAGAUGGUCUCGACCACUACAAGAAGGUGGUGGACGAGCUUUUGGCGAACGGCAUCGAGCCCAUGGUGACCAUAUACCAUUGGGACCAUCCCCAAGUGCUGGAGGAGUACGGAGGCUGGCAGAACGAGAAGAUGGUCGACUGGUUCGCCCAGUACGCCAGAUUAGUGUUUCGGGAAUUCGGGGACAAGGUGAAGAUGUUCGCGACCAUCAACGAGCCUACUGUCAUUUGUCUGAUGGGGUACGGCAUGAGGAAACACGCACCCGGGAAGACCCUACCAGGCAUUGGGGACUACAAUUGCGUCCACAACUUAUUGAAAGGCCAUGCAGCAGCCUAUCGGAUAUACGAUAAGGAGUUUCGGCCAGCCCAAAAUGGCAGGAUCGGCUUGGCUCUGAACCUGGUGGCGCAUUAUCCAAAGACUAUGAAGGACAUCCUGGCUGCCGAGAUAGCCCAUCAGUUUAAGAACGGAUGGACCCUGCAUCCGAUAUUCUCCAAAAAGGGAGACUAUCCCUCCACCAUGAAGACUAUUGUUGGCAUCAGGAGCAGCGUGGGUGGAUACCCUACCUCGAGACUUCCAAAGCUUUCUCAGGAAUGGAUCGACACCAUUAGAGGAUCUGCCGACUUUUUAGGAAUUAAUCAGUAUUCCGGCAAUAUCGUAGAAUUUGGCACGGAGGGCUCUGAUCCGUCCUUUAUCCGAGACCAAGGUGUCAUUAUCUCGACGGACCCAUCCUGGGAACAAUCAGCUUCUGACUGGCUAUCAAUCGUGCCAGAAAGUAUGGGUGACAUACUUCGGAAAGUCGCGAAAGAGUAUAACAAUCCGGUAAUUUAUAUUACCGAAAAUGGCUUAUCAGACUUGGGUGAGAUAGAUGAUGAUAAGAGAAUAAAGUAUUAUCGGGAGUACUUGAAGCAGAUGCUGUUGGCUGUUAAUCGAGAUGGUGUAAACGUUAAGGGAUACUAUAUAUGGUCAUUUCUCGAUAGUUUCGAGUGGGACCGAGGAUAUAGUGAACGCUUUGGUAUAGUUAGUGUAAACUUUACCGAUCCGAACCGCAGAAGGACUUUGAAAAAGUCAGCUCUUUGGUGGGAAAAUAUUCUAAGGACGCGGAGAUUGGAUUCUUGAAUUCAUAUCAAUGAACUCUACCGGACUCUACUUGGACACUUCAAGUUCUGAACACUUCACAUUUGUUGUCUCAGUGUACAUGUGACAUAUUAUAAAAACCACGUGCUCAUAUAAAAAGGUGUUAAUAUUUAAAAAUAUUCCCCAGAA